CAUUCAUUCACCGGCGCCCGACUUGAGUCUACAACGCUCUCAUAUCUGCUUUUAAGACCAGCCCCCCGGCCGCGGGGAGGAAGGUUCCUGUUUUACCCAGUAACGUACAGCGUACAAUUCGUGUAUUCUACGUAGUUCCAAGAGAGAUGGCAGAAGUCGCACCCGCUCCCGUUCCCGCGCCGGCCAAAGCGCCCAAGAAGAAAGCAGCUUCGAGAGCAAAAAAAUCUGGCCCUAGCGUCGGCGAUCUGAUCGUCAAAGCCGUUUCCUCGUCUAAGGAGAGGAGCGGCGUGUCUCUCGCUGCUCUGAAGAAAACGCUGGCUGCCGGCGGAUACGAUGUGGAGAAAAACAACUCCCGCGUCAAGCUCGCCGUUAAGGGUCUCGUGACUAAAGGCACUCUGGUGCAGACCAAAGGGACCGGCGCGUCUGGCUCUUUCAAGCUGAACAAGAAGCAGACCGAAGCCAAGAAACUCGUGAAGAAAGCCGCGCCCAAAGCGAAAAGGCCGGCCGCCAAAAAGCCCGCCGCGGCUAAGAAGCCCAAGAAGGUAGCAGCCAAGAAACCCGCCGCCGCGGCCAAGAAGUCUCCUAAGAAGGCGAAGAAGCCCGCCGCCGUCGCCGCAAAGAAAGCCACCAAGAGCCCGAAGAAGGCGAAAAAGCCCGCGACCCCUAAAAAGGCAGCUAAGAGCCCCAAGAAAGCGAAAGUUGUCAAGCCCAAGACCACAAAGCCUAAAGCGGCAAAGGCGAAGAAGGCAGCCCCCAAAAAGAAGCGGAGUUGUGCUGGAUGGAGCUUGACUGCCCUCGUGUGUCCAAACUCGGGAACGGCAGUUUCUCAGAAGGGGUAUUUUGUUCCAAGCUUGUGGUAGUUAGCCAAGAAAUAUUACAUGAUUACUAUUACUCUCCCCCCCCUUUUUUAACCCGUUCAUUUUAAUUAAAAAUGUAAUUUAAUUUAAUUUAGUAUACUUACCUUUAUCUUUGUAAUGUUCUUCCCUAUUUGUGGAUAUUCCCGAGUGAAAUAUGAGGCCACGUAGGGAACACAUGAAGCAGUGAUGAGAAUGAAAUUUCUAAUAACAUUAGAAAUCAACUUCUGUACUUUAACGUUAUAUAAUAUACAUAGCAUUUUUAUUCAUCAUCAUGUGUGAAUAUGCUUUAAAUGUGUUGGUGUGCUGUCUGUAUACCGUGUCUCUUUCUGUCUGUCUGGCCGGCACGCACACAUACAAUGAAAUCUGAGCAGCGUUCAGAGUUCUAGACCUAUUCUGGUGGUAUGCUUGACCAUUUUCCCCGAAUGUCGAGUUUUUAAAUGUUGUGGUGUCUGAGCUGGCCUCUGUAUUCAUUUGAACGGAGUCAUUGGUGUAUCUAACCUUUGCAUUUUGUUUGUUUAUGUAGCGUGUUUUAAUAAUGGACAUUGUCACAAAGCAGCUGUACAGAUAUCUGGAUAUAUUAUUUCAGUGUAAACUUACCCACCAUUCUUGACAUGGAAAUGUUUUGUAUGUUCUUUAAAAAGUUAAUAAUAAUAACUGUUAAACAGUUCAGAAGCUCCAUGUAUUGAUUUUGAUAUGUCAAAACUAGACAACGCAGACCAAGAGAGUGACCAUCAUGCCCAAGGAUAUUCAGCUGG
Messenger RNA from Ictalurus furcatus (blue catfish), 1612 nucleotides. Its product is annotated as histone H1-like. Bases 147 to 860 code for a protein of 237 amino acids. NCBI's taxonomy places the organism in Eukaryota, Metazoa, Chordata, Actinopteri, Siluriformes, Ictaluridae. Gene Ontology annotation, cellular component: nucleosome. Gene Ontology annotation, molecular function: DNA binding; structural constituent of chromatin. The record is from RefSeq and is a predicted model, not a curated record. Gene Ontology annotation, biological process: nucleosome assembly. The transcript has 2 exons.